AUGGUGGCUGCCGACCGAGCUUCUAGGCCCCCACUUGUCCAACCUCUCUCAGCGCAGCUGGCAAGCGUGAACCCUCAGGAGGACCGCAUAGCGGCAGCAUUCGGCCUCUUCUGGACACGGUGGCAGGCCAUACUGGCACAAAACCAAGCAGCCACAGCGGUACCCCAACUGCCCGCUACCUCUCCUGCAAGAGUACCAGCGCUGAAACGCAUAGCUACACCACCAACCAACACGAAGCUGCAGAAGGUAACAAAAGCUCUACCCAGACUUAAAGGCAGCAGACCGAGCACCCGAUACUGCAAGCCUGAGUCCCGACAGGCUCGGAGAGCCACCAAACGCAGCCCGCCACUCCACAAACUAAAAUGGCGCACUCAAGGGGCCUAUACCCGGCCUACACCAGGCGAAGUCAAAAAAGCCUGUCAACACUCUACCCAAGUGCAGCGAUACACAGCUGCAAACAGCACUCUGAAGGGCUUUACCUCCACAUCAAGGGGACACACAGAGUCUCACACUCGCCAAACAGCAUGGGGAGCAGAGAAACUGUCACACCACAAAGCAUACACCCCCACCACCCAAGGCACUCACACAGGACCGGGAGGCAACGGCGGAGUCCCUCUAGCUUCCAUGAUUGGCGACGCCAAGGCCCCAUGGGACUUUCCAGUAUGUGCCCUGCAAGUGCCGACUACAGGAGUAGGCUGA
Messenger RNA from Pelobates cultripes (western spadefoot toad), 699 nucleotides. The record is from the annotation of a GenBank genome assembly. Lineage: Eukaryota; Metazoa; Chordata; Amphibia; Anura; Pelobatidae.